AUGGCCUCUCCCCCCUCGCCAUCCUUCCAAUCCGCCCUCCUCGCCGGCGCCCUCGCAGGCGCAACCGUCGACCUCUCCCUCUUCCCCCUCGACACGCUAAAGACGCGCCUCCAGUCCUCGGCCGGCUUCUUCCCCUCGGGCGGCUUCUCAGGCAUAUACCGCGGCAUCGGCUCCGCCCUCGUCGGCUCCGCGCCCGGCGCCGCCUUCUUCUUCUGCACCUACGAGACGACAAAGAGCUUCCUCAGCAGCCGCCUUCGCAGCAGCAGCAGCAGUCAUUCUUCCUCCUCCGAUGGCAAUGCGGCGACGACGACAACAUCGUGGGUGCCGGCGGAUAUCCUGACGCACAUGCUCGCCUCCUCGCUCGGCGAAAUCGCCGCCUGCUCCGUCCGCGUGCCCACAGAGGUCGUCAAGCAGCGCGCCCAGGCCGGCCACCACGGCGGCUCCUCCGCCCGCGCCCUCGCCCACAUCCUCCGCUCCGGCUCCGCAUCGAGCGGCCAGCGGAGCCUGAUUGCCGUCUGGCGCGAGCUGUACCGCGGCUGGGGCAUCACCGUCUUCCGCGAGGUGCCCUUUACCGUCAUCCAGUUCCCGCUGUGGGAGGCCAUGAAGGCUUGGGGCCGGAGGAGGCGCGGCGGCGGCGGUGCUGGUGGUGGUGGUGAUGUUUCCGCGGGAGAGAGCGCGCUGUAUGGGAGUUUGGCGGGAGGCGUGGCGGCGGCGGCGACGACGCCGUUGGACGUGCUCAAGACGAGGGUCAUGUUGUCCAAGGAAAGGGUCUCGGUGGCGGAUGUGUUUCGGCGCAUGGCGAGGGAAGAAGGCGUCAGGCCUUUCUUUGCGGGCAUCGCGCCGCGGGUGACGUGGAUAUCCAUCGGCGGUGCGAUAUUUCUCGGGAGUUACCAGUGGGUGAUCAAUACCAUGAACAGCAUACAGGUAGCCUCAUGA
Molecule: messenger RNA, 936 nt
Organism: Trichoderma reesei QM6a
Lineage: Eukaryota; Fungi; Ascomycota; Sordariomycetes; Hypocreales; Hypocreaceae
Exons: 1
Coding region: 1-936 (311 amino acids)
Biological process (GO): transmembrane transport
Cellular component (GO): mitochondrial inner membrane
Molecular function (GO): S-adenosyl-L-methionine transmembrane transporter activity
Source: RefSeq, a predicted model, not a curated record